Molecule: messenger RNA, 979 nt
Organism: Angiostrongylus costaricensis
Lineage: Eukaryota; Metazoa; Nematoda; Chromadorea; Rhabditida; Metastrongylidae
Source: the annotation of a GenBank genome assembly
AAAGAACAAAGUUCAUUUUGUUGAUUGAAAUCUGCAUGAUUUCCAUAGGUUAAUUUCUUAUCCAGUUAUUCAUUUUGAAUGAUCUUACUAAUUAAAAUCACUGAGAACUUUUCAAUUACUGAAUACUGAUGGAUCAGUUACUCCAAUUCUUAUACAACUAACCGAUUACUUUACUCCUGUUCAAAUAGUAUCGUUACUGUUGAUGUUCGGACGAGUUGCCUUGGCUAUCAUCAUUCUACUGUUAGGACUUCGAAUGGAAAAGGAUUUCAUGCGAUCGAUCACGACAGCGAUCUUCAUUCCAAUGAUGUUUUGCGAAAUUUUCAAUACUUACUGUGAAGUUAUCGCAUAUAUUAAUUUAUUCACUCCUACCAAAGAACAGUACAUUUGGAUCAAAUCUUUGCUAUAUGUGAUUUACAACUAUGAGCAUUAUAAUGUACUGGUAAUGGUUAUAAUGAUGUUGUAUUGUUGUCGAUUAGCUUAUCAAGGAGAAGAACGUAUCGACAAUAUUUUCAGCACGAUAUGUCUGGUGGCGCAAUUUAUCCCUUUCUUUCUCAGUGUGCUCUACUAUGUUACCGAUGGUACCACAGAGAUAGCGCUUCUGAUUCUUUCGAUCGCUUCACGCGUGUUUCUGAUCAUCUGCUUCAUUGUCAUCAAUCUACAGAUACUCUCACUACCGUAUACCCAUGCCAAUUCCGCCGAUAUGCAACUUCGUGACGCUCGGAGCCGACUCUUCUGGACACUGGUCUAUGUCAUUUCUCCGUAUAUUGCAUUUAUACCAUUCAUAGCUUACACGAGGUUGAUAAAUAGAUUUCGGUUAAUUUUUCGACGUCUUCGUAUUCAUCAGAGCCAAUUGUCCGUGUCGACGGUCCGCAGUUGUUUAUCUUCUAGAAAGGUUGUUCUUCUUCUCUUCUCAUGUUCAUCUUCUGUUCGUCUUCGAGAAGAACAAUUGGGGACCAUCAGCUGGGAUCAUCUGCUAUGA